CCUUUGUUGUCUUGCAGGUCAGGAAGAAAGCAUGCAGAAGAAGUAGAAGACCAUCGUCUCAGACAGCAGAGCCUGGAGGUGUCAGAUGAUGGAGGAGACAUUCCCGUGAUUCCUGACUUGGAGGAAGUCCAGGAGGAAGAUCUGGCCAUGCAAGUAGCAGCUCCCCCCAGUGUGCAGGUGAACAGAGUGCUGACCUACCAUGACCUGGACAAAGAUCUAAUGAAGUAUGCUGCUUUUCAGACUCUGGACGGAGAGGUUGACCUGAAGCUUCUCACCAAAGUUUUGGCACCAGAGCAUGAACUACGAGAGGAUGAUGUCAGCUGGGAUUGGAGCCAUCUCUUCACAGAGGUGUCCUCAGAGCUAAUGACUGAGUGGGACCUGGGACAGUCUGAGAGAGAGGACCACCUCAGUCUCCACUAGAGCAUUGGCACACCAGACAUCUCAUACAUGUAUCUCCUGCUAAUAGUUUUAGCAUUUUAAUUUUCUAUUAACUUGUUUGUAUUUGAGAAUUUAUUUCAGAUAUGAAAAUAAAUAGGACCUUGCUUCAUA
Messenger RNA from Merops nubicus (carmine bee-eater), 549 nucleotides. RefSeq names its product intraflagellar transport 43 (gene IFT43). The record is from RefSeq and is a predicted model, not a curated record. Gene Ontology annotation, biological process: intraciliary retrograde transport. Lineage: Eukaryota; Metazoa; Chordata; Aves; Coraciiformes; Meropidae. The coding region runs from base 148 to 420 and encodes 90 amino acids. Gene Ontology annotation, cellular component: intraciliary transport particle A; cilium. The transcript is spliced from 6 exons.